This is a messenger RNA of Ornithorhynchus anatinus (platypus), 639 nucleotides long. It is a transcript of the gene IFNB1, whose product is annotated as interferon, beta 1, fibroblast. NCBI's taxonomy places the organism in Eukaryota, Metazoa, Chordata, Mammalia, Monotremata, Ornithorhynchidae. Gene Ontology annotation, biological process: humoral immune response; response to exogenous dsRNA; positive regulation of peptidyl-serine phosphorylation of STAT protein. Bases 1 to 639 code for a protein of 212 amino acids. Gene Ontology annotation, cellular component: extracellular region. The transcript has a single exon. The record is from RefSeq and is marked provisional. Gene Ontology annotation, molecular function: cytokine activity; type I interferon receptor binding.
AUGGAAGCCCGAGAGCUUCAGACACUCCAUCUCAUCAACAUCAACCUCAGCAACCCUGAACAACACCCGAACACCAUGACCAACAGGAGUUCGUUACCAUUUGUUCUGUGGCUGCUCCUCCCUACGACCAUCAUGGCUCAAGGCUACCCCAAGCUGUAUUCCCACCAAUGGCUGAGCAACUGGCAGAGCCUGCACCUUCUGGAUGAAAUGGGUGGACAGUUUCCUCUGCACUGCCUCAAGGAGAAGACGAACUUCAAGCUGCCCGCAGAGAUGAUGCAUCCACACCAGUUCCAGCAGGAAAAUGCCACUGAGGCCAUUCAUGACCUGCUCCAGAACAUCUUCAACAUCUUCGGCAGAAAUCACUCCCAAACUGGCUGGGAUGAAGCCACUGUUGAGAAAUUCCUCCAUGGAGUCCAUAAGGAGAUGAUGCGGCUGGAGCUGUUUCUGGAAGAGGAAAUGGGGUGGGAAAACAGCACCUUGAGAGGGGACGUCAGCCUGCACAUUAAGAGCUACUUCAAGGGGAUGAUGGAUUAUCUGAAGGGCAGAGACUACAGCAGCUGCGCCUGGGAGGUGACCCGAAUGGAAGCCAAGAGAUGCUUUCUAGUCAUGUACAGACUCACAAGAAAGCUCAAGAAAUAA